GCGCCGUCGUCCGCAUCGGGAGCGAGGACUGGUGCGGCGCUGGCGGGGAGCUGCUGAACUGGGCGGCCAACCACCGCAGGGACCUCGACGGCUGCGUCGUCGUCUUCGCCGCGGUCGACGGGAGGGCCGUGGCCGCCGUGGCCCUGCGCGACGAG
This is a messenger RNA of Prorocentrum cordatum, 155 nucleotides long. The record is from the annotation of a GenBank genome assembly. NCBI's taxonomy places the organism in Eukaryota, Dinophyceae, Prorocentrales, Prorocentraceae.